AUGACUAGAGACAGGCUUAUCCAGUCGUCGAGAGAAAUUCGGUUUGCAACACGCUUUGUGCCCUGCGACCGAUGCACACGAGGAUCUGUGGCUGACGGCUUGGAGCUUAGCAUAGCUGCCAAUCAAGACCAGCCUUUUCCAAAUCCUGACCCCUGCGUGGCCGAUGUCGCGCUCAAGCUUCGACGCCAGCGAGGCAUCCCUCGCGACCUGGCACAUGGGCGACCAGCCUGUGUUGCUUCUCCUCGUCAUAGCCACACGUGCCACGGCCACUCACUGUUGCUCGACAUGCCUAAACAGAAAGAUGGACAAGAUGAGGAUGCAGAACCGGGGUUGGGCAUGCGCGGACGAUGCAGACAGCAGCCGGGGCCAAUCAGCAUCCCGGCCAUUGGCUACUUGUCCUUAUCUCAGGCCAACCAAGAUUGCCGGCCCGUCGCCCGAACCUUUAACGCUACAGAUAGCGGCAGUAAAUAG
This is a messenger RNA of Trichoderma harzianum CBS 226.95, 471 nucleotides long. RefSeq lists its product as hypothetical. The coding region runs from base 1 to 471 and encodes 156 amino acids. The transcript has 5 exons. NCBI's taxonomy places the organism in Eukaryota, Fungi, Ascomycota, Sordariomycetes, Hypocreales, Hypocreaceae. The record is from RefSeq and is a predicted model, not a curated record.